Molecule: messenger RNA, 591 nt
Organism: Trichechus manatus latirostris (Florida manatee)
Lineage: Eukaryota; Metazoa; Chordata; Mammalia; Sirenia; Trichechidae
Gene: PGF
Product: placental growth factor
Exons: 7
Coding region: 3-515 (170 amino acids)
Biological process (GO): positive regulation of endothelial cell proliferation; vascular endothelial growth factor signaling pathway; positive regulation of angiogenesis
Cellular component (GO): membrane
Molecular function (GO): vascular endothelial growth factor receptor binding; chemoattractant activity; growth factor activity
Source: RefSeq, a predicted model, not a curated record
AGAUGAUGCCUGCCAUGAGGCUGUUCACCUGCUUCCUGCAGCUUCUGGCUGGGCUGGCGCUGCCCGCCGUGCCCCCUCAGCAGUGGGCCUUGUCUGCUGGGAACUCGUCAGAGGUGGAAGUGGUGCCCUUCCAAGAGGUGUGGGGCCGCAGCUACUGCCGGGCCCUGGAGAGGCUGGUGGACAUUGUGUCCGAGUACCCCAGUGAGGUGGAGCACAUGUUCAGCCCGUCCUGCGUCUCCCUGCUGCGCUGCACAGGCUGCUGUGGUGAUGAGAACCUACACUGUGUGCCCGUGGAGACGGUCAACGUCACCAUGCAGCUCCUGAAGAUCCGCUCUGGGGACCCACCCUCCUAUGUGGAGCUAAUGUUCUCUCAGCACGUGCGCUGUGAGUGCAGGCCUCUGCGGGAGAAGAUGAAGCCAGAAAGGAGAAGAUCCAGGGGCAGGGGGAAGAGGAAGAGAGAGAAGCAGAGACCCACAGACUGCCACCUGUGUGGCGAUGCUGUCCCCCGGAGGUAACCAGCCCCUCGGCAGAGAGAGGAGGAGAGAGACCCCACUCCCGGCUCGUGUAUUUAUUACCGUCACACUCAGUUAC